Phodopus roborovskii (desert hamster) is the source of this 1467-nucleotide messenger RNA. RefSeq names its product syntaxin 17 (gene Stx17). Gene Ontology annotation, cellular component: autophagosome membrane; SNARE complex; endomembrane system. Gene Ontology annotation, molecular function: SNAP receptor activity; SNARE binding. Gene Ontology annotation, biological process: exocytosis; intracellular protein transport; vesicle fusion. The coding region runs from base 48 to 956 and encodes 302 amino acids. The record is from RefSeq and is a predicted model, not a curated record. NCBI's taxonomy places the organism in Eukaryota, Metazoa, Chordata, Mammalia, Rodentia, Cricetidae. The transcript is spliced from 7 exons.
UUCUGCACGAGAGAAGAGAGCCACUACAAGUGGAAGUGGCCAACAGGAUGUCUGAAGAUGAAGAAAAAGUGAGGUUACGACGACUAGAGCCAGCUAUCCAGAAAUUCACUAAGAUAGUGAUACCAACAGACCUGGAGAGGUUAAGAAAACACCAGAUAAACAUUGAGAAGUAUCAACGGUGCAGAAUUUGGGACAAGUUGCAUGAAGAGCACAUCAAUGCAGGGCGCACUGUUCAGCAACUGCGCUCCAAUAUCCGAGAAAUGGAAAAGCUUUGCUUGAAAGCCCACAGAGAUGAUCUGGCUCUUCUGAAGAGGAUGGUCGACCCUGUUAAGGAAUCAGCGGCGGUGGCCAUAGCAGAGUUUCUCCAGCUCCAUUUGGAGUCUGUUGAAGAACUCAAGAAACAAUUCAAUGAGGAAGAAGCUUUAUUACAGCCUUCUCUGACCAGAUCCACAACCGUUGGUGGAGCACUCCACACUACAGAGGCUGAAGCUGCUUCUCAGAGUCUGACUCAGAUAUAUGCCUUGCCUGAAAUUCCUCGAGACCAAAAUGCUGCUGAGUCCUGGGAUAACUUAGAAGCGGACUUAAUUGAACUUAGCCAUUUGGUCACUGAUUUCUCCCUCCUAGUGAAUUCUCAGCAGGAGAAGAUUGACAGCAUUGCAGACCAUGUCAACAGUGCCGCUGUGAAUGUUGAAGAGGGAACCAAAAACUUGGGGAAGGCUGCAAAAUACAAGCUGGCAGCUCUGCCUGUGGCAGGUGCACUCAUUGGAGGAGUGGUGGGGGGUCCCAUCGGCCUCCUUGCAGGCUUCAAAGUGGCAGGAAUUGCAGCUGCACUUGGUGGUGGGGUGUUGGGCUUCACAGGUGGAAAAUUGAUACAAAGAAGGAAACAGAAAAUGAUGGAGAAGCUCACUUCCAGCUGUCCAGAUCUCCCUAGCCAAAGUGACAAAAAAUGCAGUUAAAGCCCAAGCCUCCAACUGGUGCCAGUGCAUCCAUCCUAAGGAGCACCUUGCUGCUGUUGAAGGCUCAGCUGUUGGAACAGUGUCGGGAAGAGGCUCGCCAUGUCCAUGUGGUGUUGAACCACCAGUAUUGGAUGUAUUUGUUUGCUGGCUGUUAAUGGAGAUGUUAGAGGGGGAGGAUCCUGGGCUGAGGGUGUGUGAUGUCUGUCAGGUCCAGUUUAAAGACUGCCAAAGAGCAAACGUUCUGCCUGGAAAUGUGAAAACUGAACCUGUAACUCUAAGGAUCUAAGAAGUGUAGAAAUGUAUCGGGCACAUGAGAGUCAGUGUAUUUGUAGAUGAUUUCCUCCUAUAGGGAGAGACAGGUGAGUUGAGGAGUCUUUCUGUCUGGUAGGUAUGUUGUCACCUAACAAGGGGCACAGGUGAACUACUUCUGUACUUGGGGGCUGGUUGUACUUGGGCCAUCUAUAUUUUCUGGUGAAGGAAACCAAUACUAUAAAAUGGACAGAGAAGCCCA